Messenger RNA from Myripristis murdjan (pinecone soldierfish), 1823 nucleotides. It is a transcript of the gene agk, whose product is annotated as acylglycerol kinase. Gene Ontology annotation, molecular function: ceramide kinase activity; ATP-dependent diacylglycerol kinase activity; acylglycerol kinase activity. Gene Ontology annotation, cellular component: membrane; cytoplasm; mitochondrion. The record is from RefSeq and is a predicted model, not a curated record. Bases 182 to 1453 code for a protein of 423 amino acids. The transcript has 14 exons. Gene Ontology annotation, biological process: phosphorylation; sphingosine biosynthetic process; ceramide biosynthetic process. Lineage: Eukaryota; Metazoa; Chordata; Actinopteri; Holocentriformes; Holocentridae.
AUGUGUGUUAAGCGGAACUGUUUUGCCGUCACACCAGUGUGUCCAUGCGAGUCUGACAGCGGCGGAGACGUGACCGCUGCGGUGAAAAUGUGUAUUUCAUGACAGUUGUGAUGCCGAUGCCGACAUAAAGCCACGCAUUUAGACUGAGAUCAGGAGUUUUUGUGUGAUUUUGGACGAGACCAUGGCCCGGGUUGUCAAAGUGUUCCGGACUCUGCGGAACCACUGGAAGAAAUCCACAUUUGCUGUGUGCGUCCUGUCUUACGGGGGGCACUGGCUGUAUGGGAAACACUGUGACCAAGUUAUGCGGACUGAGGCUUGUCUGGAGGCCAGGGAAUAUGGGCGUCAGCAGAUCGCCCCCCAGGAGCAGCUGAGGAAAGCCACUGUCAUACUGAAUCCUGCGGCCUGCGGCGGGAAAGCCAACAACUUGUUUGAGAAGAACGCUGCUCCUAUUUUACACCUGGCUGGAGUGGAGGUUACAAUAGUCAAGACUGACUAUGAAGGCCAGGCUAAGAAGCUGAUGGAGCUUAUGGAGCAUACUGACAUGCUGAUUGUGGCCGGAGGGGACGGCACCCUGCAGGAGGUCGUCACCGGGUUACUGAGGAGGCCAGAUCAAGAGAAAUUCAGUCAAGUCCCGAUUGGAUUCAUUCCCCUUGGCUCUCAAAACUCCCUGAGUCCAAGUCUUCACCUCCUCAGUGACAACAAAGUCAAGCACAUUACAUCGGCGACGCUGUCCAUUUUGAAGGGAGAGACGAUACCUCUGGAUGUGCUCCAGAUCAAAGGGGAGAAAGAGCAGCCAGUCUUUGCUCUGCUGGGACUGCGCUGGGGUGCGUUUAGAGAUGCCGCUGCAACAAUCAGCAAGUAUUGGUACCUUGGACCCCUGAAGACAAAAGCAGCACAUUGGUUUAGCACGCUGCGGGAGUGGCCCCUGGUGCGGGAGGCCUCAGUGUCCUACCUGGCUCCGAGCCUUCGGCCCCCUGACGAGCCGCUCCAGAAGCCCCCGAGGCCCAACCUCCUGUCCCGCAUCGCCCGCAGACUGAAAAACUACUGGAGCCCUCCUGUUGAAGAGCCUCCAAAGGUUGAGGAGCCAGAGAAGUGGAUGGAGCAGCAGCUGUCCACUUUGGAGCUAAUGAUUAAAACACACAACAAAAACCCCGUGGAGAUGCGCAUUAACGAUUCCCUGAUGAUCUGUGCCGAGCCAGACGACUUGACUGUGGGCGAGUUCAUCACUGUUGGAGAUAAGAAAGAAGAGGACCCAACUUUGUUCACUAAAAAAUCAACACAACUGGAAGUCGGUGCUUGCCGACUGCAGCUGCCAGAGGACACGAGCGGCUUCUACAACAUCGACAACGAGGAGUAUGAAGCCAUGCCCGUCGAGGUGAGGCUGUUGCCACGGAAACUCCGCUUCUUCAUCAGUGCCGAGCGCAGAGACCAGCUCCUCGCUCAGACGCAGUGAUGAGCAAACUCAGAACAGAAACCAGACAGGAAUAGACGGCUGGCAUGGAACUGAUUCAGAGAGAAACACGAGAGGAAUGAGUCCUUAUUUGACCGCCGUUUUAAACUCUCCGUAGGUGCUACCGGUCUGUUUUAAAACACGUAAAUGCUCCUAAAAUAUUUAGGUGGAGUUAUAUUUAACCUUUGUGAAGGAGGACUGUAUUACAUGUCAUUGUGAAUAAAAGGACCAAGGGUUUUUCUUCUUUCUUUUUUCUUGCUUUUUGUAAGAUAUUCAGCUGUUCCUCUCUCUGAUUAACUUUGUUUACUGAACGGUUUAAUCAUGCCACCACACUGAAACUCAGUCAAUAAAAAACAACACAUGUCCAAUUCAA